Cyclocybe aegerita is the source of this 1701-nucleotide messenger RNA. The record is from the annotation of a GenBank genome assembly. Lineage: Eukaryota; Fungi; Basidiomycota; Agaricomycetes; Agaricales; Hemipholiotaceae.
AUGUUGUUCUCAACCUCAGCGCCUCGCAAACGCAGCAUCAACAUCGGACUUGCCGCUACCUUGUUCUGCUCUCUAUAUCCUCAACGAGGUGCCUGCGUCGCUCCUCCCUCAGGCAAUGUGCAGUCGCUAGUUGGCUCCACAGUUAACCUCGACUAUGGAUCUUUCACUGGCCUUCAAAACACAGGCACGGGGAUCACCUAUUUCCGUGGUGUCCGUUAUGCCGAAGCCCCAGCGGGGAAUUUGCGAUGGAGGGCACCUGUUUCGCCUCCAGAUAGACAUCUUGGAAGGGUGAAUGCGACACAGUUCGGCGAUGCCUGCAUUGCGACAGCCCAGACCAGCGAAGUCAAUGGGGCAUCCGAAGACUGCCUCUUCGGAAACAUCUACAUUCCGACUAACACUACAAAAUCAUCAAACUUCCCUGUUCUUGUUUACUUCCACGGUGGCGGGUUUCAGGGAGGAAGUGCUCGCACUGUUCCACCGGAGUUGAUACUGCAAUCCUCUCAAAAACCUCUCAUCUUCGUCACCUUCCAAUAUCGACUUGGCCAGUUCGGUUUCCUCGGAGGAUCAGAUGUCAAGGCCAAUUGGGCGCUGAACGCGGGGUUCUUGGAUCAGCGAGCGGCAUUACGCUGGGUACAGAGAUAUAUCCACAAGUUCGGCGGUGAUCGAAAGAAAGUAACAAUCUGGGGCCAGUCCGCUGGAGCAGGAGCAACGAUGUUCCACCUAGUCGCCGACGGAGGGAACAACGAGGGUCUUUUCCGAGCUGUGAUGGGAAAUAGCCCUUCCCUCAGCUAUAUUCCCGCCUACAAUUCCACCUAUGUCGAGAACUUAUACGACAAAUUCGUCAGCCUGACCGCCUGUGCCGGUCAAACAGGCGCCGAAGCUUUCCGAUGCUUACGCGGGGCUCCAGUUCUCGACCUCAUCCGCGCAGGCAGCGGGGUCCUUACUGAAUACCCAGCGACACUUUACGUCUUCGCACCAAUCCUUGACGGGACCAUGCUCUCCGCCCGGCCCGUCGACGCCUUCUAUUCCAACUCCUCGUCUGCUCCACCGAAGUUCUCGCGCGUACCCGUCCUAUUCGGUUCUAACAUUGAUGAAGGCGCCGUCUGGUCAUCCCUCCUCCCCGACCCGCUCGCUAAUACCUCCAUGCCGGAUGCCAACGAAGAGACCGUCGUUCGGUUCUUGCAGGGCCAGUGGGCGACUAUGCCCCGAGUCAUUUUCGAUGAUGCGAUGAACUCAAGUGUGGGGAUGUAUCCGAUUACCGACUAUGGUGGUAGUGUGUCCUUGCAAGGGCAGCAGAUGUACGGUGAGGCAAGGUAUAUAUGUACUGCUGGGCUCAUCACCGGCGGUGCGAACGUUGCUGGAGUGCAGGAUUCAUACCAGUACAGUUAUCACAAUCCUCACCUUGGGUCUGGUCACUCGGCUGAAAUCGUUGGAUUUUUUGCACCCCCUGCCAACGCAGACGCCAAAGAUCUUGCCCUAUAUCAAACGAUCCGGGAGUACUGGACCUCCUUCGUAACUGACGGCCGUCCAACUGCAAGAAACAGUAUCGCCUGGGAGCCUUCUAAUAGUGGUAAUGGAAGCCCUCGCCUUCUACUUCAUCCUGACGGCGUCGCGAUGGAACAAAUCGAUGAGACGUUGAGCGGGCGAUGCGACUAUUGGCAUCGAACUUGGCCGAGGAUGCACGACUCAAAUGCCUCUUGA